Paramecium sonneborni is the source of this 1020-nucleotide messenger RNA. Lineage: Eukaryota; Ciliophora; Oligohymenophorea; Peniculida; Parameciidae. The record is from the annotation of a GenBank genome assembly.
AUGAGUGAUUUAAUUAUAAUUAAGAGAAGAAGAGGGGAUUAUAUUGAAGAGGAAGGGAAACCAAUCAAUGUUUAAUUAUCAUCUAAAGAUCAAACAAUCUUGAACCUUAAAAAAGAAAUUGCAAAAACUAGUAAUAUUUAGAAUUUAUUUAGCUAAAAUAAAGCCAAUAAGAUAAUGGUUAACAACAGAAGAUAAGUAAAAAGUAUUUGAAGAUAAUGAAUUACCAUUAAAUCUUUCAGGAAUCAAGAAUGGUUAGACUUUGGUAGUGAAAGAUUUGGGGCCUUAAAUGUUAUGGGGUGCCGUAUUUUAUGUUGAGUAUUUGGGGCCAAUUCUCAUGUUCUUUUUGCUUUACAAAUUUGGUAAUUAAGAGAAUUACACAUUAAUGCAAAAGUAAAAUUUUGAAAUAUAAAAUAUAGAGCCGCUUAUUGGAUGGUGAUUUUACACUUCAUCAAAAGAAUUCUUGAAACAAAAUUUGUUCAUGUCUUCAGCAGAGAUUCAAUGCCAUUAAAAAGAGCCUUCAUAAAUUGCUUGCAUUAUUGGAUAUUUUGUGGCUUUUUUCUUGGAAUCGAACUAUUUUAUUUAAGAAAAUUUGAAAAAUUCUAAUCUUGGAAAUAUAUUUUCAUAGGAUUUUUUGCUCUGUUUGAAUUUUUGAAUUUAAUGUGUCACAUAAGACUCUCUAGUUUUAGAAAGAGGCCUUAAUAGAAACAAAAUGAUGGGGAUUAUGUUGCUUAAAACAAACAAAGAUAGAUUCCUUUUGGCUGGGGUUUUGGGGCUGUUUCAUCUGCUAAUUAUUUUUGGGAAACGAUGGCUUGGGUUAGCUUCUCCAUAUUUACUUGCUCUUACGCAGGUAUUUUUAAUGAUAUUGGAUAGCUAUGGCAUUUACGAUAUUUUCAUUUGGUUAGAUGUUGAUUUGGGCAAAACAAAAACACAAGAGAUACAUUAAAGAAUUUGGAGAUAGAUACCCAAAAAAUAGAAAAGCUAUGGUACCGUAUAUUAUUUGAUGAAUAUAAUCAAUCAUUG